UCGGGCUGUCGGUUACGCGAAUGCACUACCUAAGUACCACCAGCCGCCCUGCAGCGGCCGCAUAGUGUUCGUGUGAGCAGCGCAUGUGAGCGUGCGAGUGUCGAGUUCAGUUGCAACCGACAACGACAACGACGACGACGACGACGACGACGACGGUGGUGCACUUCAUAAGCCAUACACCGUCAGCAACCGUUCAGCGAUCCGCACGUGAAACUCGCAUCCGUCGACCGAGCACCGACCGGGCAUCACCGAAGGGAGCAUCAAUCAGUUGCUCUGCGACUGUCCGUGUCCGAGGAGGUCGAGAGCUGAGCGAGCUUUUCGGGGGGCUUUGUGUUGCGCUGCGCCGUUGCGUUGCGUGCCGUGGUGUGUGAGCCGCCGCCGAUGAUGACCCACUGCUAGUGUGUUGUCGUUGGUCAAGGACGCGGUUACUACGUCGGUUAACGGGUUUUUUUUUUGGCGGGGACCUUUUGAAUACACAACACCCAGGGAUCCGGUUCCGACGGCUUAAAGUGAAAGUUUCCGUUACCGUUCUGUUUAUGUGUGUGUGUUUUGCGAGAAGAUUUGCUGACUGUUUUUUGACUGUGAAUUGCUGACUGGCUGACUGGCUGGCUGGCUGGCUGAGAGGAACAGUAUUUGGUGCAUCGGUGCAGGUGGCCAAACGGCCAACCGGUGUUCCGUGGCGAGAGAGAGAAACAGAAUCGAAGAACCAUUCCAAACGUAAACCAUGAAGCAGGAACUGCUGGUGGUCGAUGGAGGAGGUGGAGGUGGAGGUGGCAAGUACGGUGAGGAUGCGACCGAGCGCAAGGACACGGUACAGGAAAUCCUGGCCGCCCAGGAACCGGCCGACUUCUGGCGGGCCGUCACCGUGGACGAGGUGUUCUGUGGGCCCGGGAGCCGCGAAGGCGACAACUACAUGUCGAUCAUCAAACGUGUGGUCGCGCACUGCACCGUCAAGACGCUCGACGGACAGAAUCAUGCAUUCACCAUUUCGCUGAUAUUCAAACGCCAGAUCACGAACCCGCACCGGCGCCAACUGUUCCGCUGCGAUGCUGCCUUCGAGAACGAGAUCACGGCCUACACGAGCAUCAUUCCGGUUCUGCAGCGGUUGGCCCCGUACAAGCUCCCGUACCCCACGUGCCUGACGGCAGGCAGUGACGAUCGGGGUGAUCGGAUUGUGCUGAAGGACCUGACAACCCUCGGUUUCAGUAUGGUCGAUCGACGCAUCGGGCUCAGCUUUGCGCACUGUAGCGCCGUCAUGAAGGAACUGGCGAAGCUUCACGCGACCUCACUGGCACUGAAGCAUGGCCACCCGGCGCAGUACGCGAGCGUAUGCGCCAAGGUGCGUGAGAUCGUGUUUUGUCCGGAGGCGGCCGACUUCUAUACCCAUUCCCUCGAAACAUCGUUGCGUGGUGCGCUGGACAGCUUGCGGUACAGUAACCGAUCCGGUGAGCUGGACCGUCCGAUCAAGGCCAUCGAGCAGGGUCUCUCGUCGGGCCGUCUGUACCGGCUCAUGUCCGGGCUGGUGUGCAAUCUCGUGGACGAAUCGUGGCGUGUCAUCUGCCAUGGUGAUACCUGGGUCAACAAUCUGAUGUUCAGCGCAGACCAGCAGUCGGUGCGGUUGAUCGAUCUACAGACGAUGCGCUGCACGACACCGGUCAUCGACAUUCUCCAUCUGCUGUAUACCAGUACGGGGCGUGAUGUCCGUCAGCAGCAUACCGCCGAUCUGCUGUUGCUGUACCGUCGGGCUCUGCUGGAGGCACUGGAGCAGCAUCUACCUGCCGACCAGAUGCGCCAACCGCGGAUGCGCCACUUCGAACAGCAAUUCUCGUAUGGCCGAUUGAGGGCCGAGUACGAUCGAUGUCUACCGUACGGGCUCGGCAUUGCCAUGUGGUUGCUACCGGCCGUCACCUUCAAUCCGGACCAGAUCCUCGACCUGGACGGUGUCACCAUUAGCGACUUUAAGUCGAACAACCACGAGAAGCGCAUCGCCCAGCUGGUGUCGGUCGAUUACCACACGCGCAUGCGUGACAUCGCACUUGAACUGUACGAUCAGGGCACUCUCCAGCGGCUCACCACUAUCUACCACUAAGCAGGGAUUAGUGCGGACCAUCGGAGCAAUGUGUGUGCGAAUCGUCCGGAUGUGUGUCCGGCCUGCAAAACCCACGGAAUCCAUCGUGAAGCCGCUAGGCGGGACUUUGAAGAAUGGGUUCAAGGUUGGACGUUGAUUUGUUUUUCUCCCGUUCGCUUGCUGCUUGUUGCUGGUCCCUGGGGGAGGGGGGGAGGCUUAGUGCCGCAAGCGGCUAGCAUCCACCUUUUAGCGAUAGCGCCUUGUGUCGUCGAGCAUCAUCAUCAUCCGACGCCACAACCACCACCACCGCCGUUCUUGGCUAUGUUUACUAGCGAUCGAGUGCGAUCGAAAACAACGCAAUGGCGAAUAGAAAUAGUUUCCCAAGACCGCACGCACGCAAUAUAGUACAUAAGAGAGAAAGAGAGUGCAGUGGUCAACGCGUUUAUUGCGCGAUGGCCACCCAGUUGGCAUGGGAGCUCCCCAGAUUAUGCAAGUCGCCGGUGUGCGCGUACCGGUCUAAUCCAUACCAAUAACCACUAAGCACUAGAGAGAGAGACCGGUAGAGAGGGAAAGGAAGCGCUAAGUAGCUAAGGGAUCCAUAGGAUGUAGGAGAACCACUAAUCAGACUAAUAUUUGUAGCGAUAAGAACCGGUAGGUAGGAGCGGGAGGCUGGCAAAGGUUUGAGUGACUUGGCCUGAUUAGGAGUUUCGCUUUUAACCAUAAACAGACAGACACCGACAGACAGGGACGACGCUUCCGUAAAAUAACCCCGAAAGCACUAGCUAUAGAGCUGUUCGUGUGCCAUUCUUCUCACAGACCUCCUUCUCCACGUCCAUCAGGGCACGGAGCGGGAGUUGGAAAGUAGUUCAUUACAAUAAGAUUACGGUUUGUGUUUCAUUACCACCGGAAAGUCGGUCAGCUCAUACGCGGUCCCUAUCAGCAGGAGCCGCUUGUGUCGAGCGCUGAGCCAUGCACAAACCGCGACACAUAGCCCCUGGCAUCUCCUCCCCCCAGGGUACAUCUACACAGCUCGCUUUUAGGUCCCGUUAGUGGAACACUUCAAGAAGAGAGGCUGUGUAAUGCGAUAGUGCGCGGGAACCGCGAUGGCGAAGGAAUUCGCAAGGCAAGCGAAUGGAACGCUGCUCACGUUGUUACCAUUAGAAAGUUGUGGAGAAUCGGAUUCUAGGAAUCGCACGAGAACAUAAGCAUAUUUGUACCUGCACUACAGAAGGAAAGAGUUCAAACCUACCGUUACCC
Molecule: messenger RNA, 3325 nt
Organism: Anopheles darlingi
Lineage: Eukaryota; Metazoa; Arthropoda; Insecta; Diptera; Culicidae
Exons: 3
Coding region: 725-2089 (454 amino acids)
Source: RefSeq, a predicted model, not a curated record